GUGCUACUGUUACUGUUCACUGAAUGUUAGAAAAUUCACUAUCAUUUAACUGUAGGAUUCCCUUGGAAAAUGGAGACUCUCUCUCCGGAAGAGAUGCGUAAGACACUCGAGUAUUUGUCUCAGCUGGCAGUGUGUCCUGUUUGCCUGGAGACGUUGACGUCCAAAGUGGCACUUUGUGCACGCGGACAUGCAGUAUGCCAGGGUUGCUUGGAGCAGCUGAAACAACUGCACAAGUCGGAAUGUCCUCAAUGUAAGGCUGCUUUCUGUCAGAAUCAGCCAAUCUGUUUCAUAAGUCAAGUAAUUGAGUGUCUACCUCACACUUGCAGACACAAAAAAUGUGACUUUUUCGUGCGGACUGAAGAUGACCACGAGAAGUUUUGUAACUUCAAACUGACAAAGUGUCGCCACUGUGAUUGGUCCGGACCUGAGAACGAACUUGUACGCCAUAUACAAUCCAAACACACGACAAUCAACAAGUAUUUGAUUCCUCUGCUUGGGAAUGUUGAGAAAGGCAUUCCAUUUGACCCGAAAAUAAAACGUUCUGUAUUCACACCGAUCUAUGUCGAAGGCCACUUUUUCUGGGGAGAAAUGAAGAAUGAACCAAAUAUUGAAAAACUUACCGCAGUGUUCCACCCGGUCGGUAAUGGGAAGGUGGAUAUUGAGUUCAAGGGCUCGGUAAAACUAAGUCUUAAGGGAUCUUCUUACAGUGCUGAUGUUAAACUUAAUAUGGAUCCAGAUAAAGAUCCGUAUGCUGAAAACUGUAUUUCCAUUCCAACUUCAAUCAUCCACAAGUACACUGUCGAUAAUAAGCUUCAGUACACUCUGACUGUGGAAGUUACAAUGUUAGAAUCUCUUGUGACUUGGGUACAAUCAAGGAUAAAAUCUGGUAUUGGUUUCAUAAAGUCUUACAGACAAUAAAAAAGUAUUACUCGAGUACUGUAAAACAAUGUAUUGAACAAUAUAUUCUAAAGUAAUGCACCAAUUUUUUUUGGAAAACAUGACAUUUUUAGGUCAUUAACCCUGUAAAUAUUGCAUUGAACACCUGUAAAUAUCACUCAAUUUUCAAUACUUUUGCGGAGUUUGAUUACAAAAUUAAUAAAAAAUCUAAAUUAUGACAUAGAUAUAUAACAUUGUAUAUUUUC
Molecule: messenger RNA, 1142 nt
Organism: Macrosteles quadrilineatus (aster leafhopper)
Lineage: Eukaryota; Metazoa; Arthropoda; Insecta; Hemiptera; Cicadellidae
Product: E3 ubiquitin-protein ligase Siah2-like
Exons: 3
Coding region: 70-918 (282 amino acids)
Biological process (GO): proteasome-mediated ubiquitin-dependent protein catabolic process; multicellular organism development
Cellular component (GO): cytoplasm
Molecular function (GO): ubiquitin conjugating enzyme binding; ubiquitin protein ligase activity
Source: RefSeq, a predicted model, not a curated record